AUGGGAAUAUACGUUGUCAAAAAAGGCGACACCGGCGAGUCAAUCGCUAAAUCUCAAACUCCUCCGCUCUCUCUACCGCAAAUCUUUGCAGCAAAUCCUGGAGUCAACUGGGACAAUCUUCCUGUUGGUUAUCACAUCCAUGUCCCUGGCUACAAGACAACACAAUACGUGAUCGUCCCCGGCGAUAGUGGCCUGGCUAUUGCAGGUCGAUUAGGUAUCGGAUUUGCGCAGCUGGAGAAUCUUAACCCCGGCACCAAAUGGACAACCUUGGAGGUUGGGAAAACAAUCACCAUCCCGUCAUUUGAAUCUGAUCGUGCUCCUCUUCUCAAGGAUUGCGUUGGAGCACCUAUUUCGGGAGUACCUGCCCAAAUGCCGGCACCCGUGGAGUCUGUAGGAAAAGCCAUGAGCGAAGCAAUUCAGAAGAAAGUGACGACUUUGAUCGGCGGAUCCGAGGACAAUGUUGCUAAUGCCAUCAAAAAGGUGGUUGGCUUGGACUGGGUGGGCUGCUUCUUCCAUAUUUAUCGAAACGCCAAAGGCCUGACUCCAGGUGGUGCUCCAUCCACCGUGAUCGCUAUUGUGGAUCUUAGAGAUCCUAAAAACCAGCGUGACACUGAUGUGGUGCCAUGGAAGAUUCCCGCAUCGUUAUCCUUGCCAUGCGCUGAAGGCAAAAGUAAUGCCACAGUGUUCAAUGAUGCAUCCAAGGGCAAGGACCUCGCGGUACUAUUCUCAAGUUGGAAACAACUCAGACAAGUUAUCUUCGUCGACACUCACGGCCACGGCCGUGCGCCCGAGAUUGCAACCCGCUACGCACAAUGGAUUGGUACGGCCAACCGCGCUGGAGUAGAUCCAGAACCACAGAUAUUUUUCGUGGCAGGCGGAUUGGCUUCAUAUUGCAAUGCACAAUGCUUCGGAAGAGUACUUUUGAAUACGCCGAAUCCAUAUGUGCUGAAUCUAUCGUUGGACUACCAUACAAUCGUAUCCGAACUGUAG
Cladophialophora bantiana CBS 173.52 is the source of this 990-nucleotide messenger RNA. RefSeq lists its product as uncharacterized. NCBI's taxonomy places the organism in Eukaryota, Fungi, Ascomycota, Eurotiomycetes, Chaetothyriales, Herpotrichiellaceae. The record is from RefSeq and is a predicted model, not a curated record. Bases 1 to 990 code for a protein of 329 amino acids. The transcript has 3 exons.